Molecule: messenger RNA, 1581 nt
Organism: Lipotes vexillifer (Yangtze River dolphin)
Lineage: Eukaryota; Metazoa; Chordata; Mammalia; Artiodactyla; Lipotidae
Gene: TULP2
Product: TUB like protein 2
Biological process (GO): protein localization to cilium
Cellular component (GO): cilium
Source: RefSeq, a predicted model, not a curated record
AUGUCUCAGGAGAAUGACACAUGGAAGAAAGAGGCCCUGGGGGAUGAGCUUGCCGCCAUGAGGCUGCAGAAGCUGGAACAGCAGCGGCGGUUGUUUGAGAUGAAGCAGCGACGGAAGCGCCAAGAGCCCCUCAUGGUUCAGGCCAAUCCUGACGCUUCCCUGCGGCCCUGGCGACCGCGGCAGCGGGAGGAGCGCUUCUCGGGUGACAGCGGCCCCGGGAACCCUUUCCUUCAGGAGAACGUGCCAGAGACACAUCUGCGCCCUGGUGCCCGCAGUGUCCUGAGCACCGUGAGCUGCGGUGGAGAUGGCAGUGGCGAGCUUGGACCCCUGGUAUCGCCGACAGAAGCAGUAUUCAGAAAUCCCAGUCUCCAGACCCCCCCCCCAUCCUGAUUACCAGACAGUUCCGAUCUCGAGUUGGAGGAAGUCUCCGUGGAGGAUAUUGCUGCCUCACCACCUCCUUAUGAAGAGCCUCCGGGGACUCGGCGCAGGGGUUGGCCAGCCUGCCAACGACCUGGGGGCAGUGCUGAGGACGAGAGCGAAUCCCAGGAUGUUGGAGAUGAAUACGAGGUGCCCAGUCCGAGACCAAACCCUGGAAUGGUUGGUGACGGGGGCCAUGGAGACUUAGCCUCCAACAAGGGCGAAGACCUGCAAGAGAAGAAAGAGGAGUCGGAGUCUACAGUGAGGAACUCCCCAUGGGCGACCGACGAAGAGGUGUCCGAGGCCCCGGAAGGCGCGGGCGGCGCGGGCAACAGCGAUGUGGGGAGCUCGCUCCGCUCGCCUCCCCGCGCCCCAGGCCCUCGGCUGGGCGAGGACAUGGAAGCGUAUGUGCUGCGGCCAGCGCUGCGCGGUCGCACGGUGCAGUGUCGCAUCAGCCGCGACAAGCGCGGGGUAGACAAGGGCAUGUUCCCUUUCUACUAUCUCUACCUGGAGGCGGCCGACGGCCGAAAGCAUUUCCUUCUGGCUGGGCGCAAGAGAAAAAGGAGCAAAACCUCUAAUUACCUCGUCUCCCUGGACCCCACAGACCUAUCUCGGGAUGGGGAAAAUUUUGUGGGCAAAGUCAGAUCUAAUGUCUUGGGCACCAAAUUCACCAUCUUUGACAAUGGGGUGAAUCCAGAAAGGAAGAAUUUUGUCCCAGAGACUGCUCGGAUCAGGGAGGAGCUGGGGGCUGUGUGUUAUGAGACCAACGUCUUGGGAUUCCGAGGGCCCCGGAAAAUGACUGUGAUCAUUCCAGGAAUCGACGCCCAGAACCAGAGAAUCAGUGUCCAGCCACAAAAUGAACAGGAGUCGCUAUUGAAUCGCCUCCAACGGGGGGCCAACCAGGGGCUGGUCCUGCUGCAAAAUAAAGCCCCAUCGUGGAGCGACGAGAGCGGCGCCUACGUGCUCAAUUUUCAUGGUCGCGUCACUAGGACCUCGGUCAAGAACUUCCAGAUCGUGUAUCCGGAUGACCCGGACUACCUGGUGCUCCAGUUCGGUCGCGUAGCCCCAGACACGUUCACCAUGGACUUCCGCUUCCCACUUUGUCCGCUCCAAGCCUUCGCCAUCUGCUUGUCCAGUUUCGAUGGGAAGCUGGCAUGUGAGUAG